AUGGGCUCGUUUAUGGAGGACCUCUGGUCUAGCAUCUUUACCCCGGGUCCCACCCCCUCCCUCCUCAUCGCGACCAACGUCACCUUCGCUGCCCUCCAGGCUCUCCUGUUCGCCCUCCUCCUCGCCACGUAUAGCAUCCACUUUUUCGUCCUGUCUGUCUUGUCUGGCGCCCUAUGGUGGUCCAUCAACUGGUUCGCUCAGGAGCUUAGGCAGGUGCAAGCUGAGGAGGCGGAGAAAAAGCAACAAUCGGAAGAGCCUGCAGAGAGCCAAGCCAAGUCAGACGGCAGUCGGAAAACCCCGGCGACUCUCGACAGUGCCGGGAGCGAUACGGAAACAGAACUUUUAACGGAGCACAAGGGUGCUGCUGCCACCGCUUCCGCUCCUCGGUCUCUUGCUGCUUCGGCAACACUUCGGCCACCGGAGGAACAAGGCGAAGUUCGGAAGCGCCUGAGCGUCAGCGGUGAGAGCUCCGGUUACCAAAGCACCGAUAGCGAGUGGGAGAAGGUAGAUGACGGUAAGGCGGCCUAG
This is a messenger RNA of Aspergillus tubingensis, 528 nucleotides long. RefSeq names its product V-type ATPase assembly factor PKR1. Bases 1 to 528 code for a protein of 175 amino acids. Gene Ontology annotation, cellular component: endoplasmic reticulum membrane. The transcript has a single exon. Gene Ontology annotation, biological process: vacuolar proton-transporting V-type ATPase complex assembly. Lineage: Eukaryota; Fungi; Ascomycota; Eurotiomycetes; Eurotiales; Aspergillaceae. The record is from RefSeq and is a predicted model, not a curated record.